UCCACACUAACUGCAAGUGGACAGCCCAAUAUGAUGAAGACAGUUUCAGAGCUUUACCAGGCUUCUGCUGUCCUCAGGGAGAGCCCCAGAUUCCUCUUCAGAGUGUGAAUGGAGAGCACCUUUCAUGUUUUCAACAGGAUGGAAGAGAGGAGAGGAAAUCAGCAGACGCAGGAGCCGGAGUGAGACGGCCGAGCCCACCAUGAGCCCGGGCCUCCCUUCUGCGCUUUGAGAGCCAGCGGCAGGUGAAGUCGCCAGAGAGCAAUGGCUCUCUUCACUCCAUGGAAGUUGUCCUCGCAGAAGCUGGGCUUUUUCCUCGUGACUUUUGGUUUUAUUUGGGGUAUGAUGCUCCUGCAUUUUACCAUCCAGCAGCGGACUCAGCCCGAGAGCAGCUCCAUGCUGCGUGAGCAGAUCCUGGACCUCAGCAAGAGGUACAUCAAGGCGCUGGCGGAGGAAAACAAGAACGUGGUGGACGGGCCGUACGCCGGGGUCAUGACCGCUUACGAUCUGAAGAAAACUCUCGCCGUGUUGUUGGAUAAUAUUUUGCAGCGCAUUGGCAAGUUAGAGUCAAAGGUGGACACCCUUGUCAUCAAUGGCACAGGAACAAAUUCAACCAACUCCACCACAGCUGUUCCCAGCUUGGUAGCACUUGAGAAAAUUAAUGUGGCAGAUAUCAUUAAUGGAGCUCAAGAAAAGUGUGUAUUGCCUCCUAUGGAUGGCUACCCUCACUGUGAGGGGAAAAUCAAGUGGAUGAAAGAUAUGUGGCGCUCGGAUCCCUGCUACGCAGACUACGGAGUGGAUGGGUCCACCUGCUCCUUUUUUAUUUACCUCAGUGAGGUUGAAAAUUGGUGUCCUCAUUUACCUUGGAGAGCAAAGAAUCCCUACGAGGAAGCUGAUCAUAAUUCAUUAGCAGAAAUUCGUACGGAUUUUAAUAUUCUCUACAGCAUGAUGAAGAAGCAUGAAGAGUUCCGGUGGAUGAGGCUGCGCAUCCGGCGCAUGGCUGAUGCGUGGAUCCAAGCGAUCAAGUCCCUAGCAGAAAAGCAGAAUCUUGAAAAGAGAAAGAGGAAGAAAGUCCUGGUCCACCUGGGCCUCCUGACGAAGGAGUCUGGGUUCAAGAUUGCGGAGACAGCGUUCAGCGGCGGCCCUCUUGGUGAAUUAGUGCAGUGGAGUGAUUUAAUUACAUCGCUGUACUUACUGGGCCAUGACAUUAGGAUUUCAGCUUCGCUGGCUGAGCUCAAGGAAAUAAUGAAGAAGGUUGUAGGAAACCGAUCUGGCUGCCCCACCGUAGGAGACAGAAUCGUUGAGCUCAUUUAUAUUGAUAUUGUGGGACUCGCUCAAUUCAAGAAAACUCUCGGACCAUCCUGGGUUCAUUACCAGUGCAUGCUGCGCGUCCUGGACUCUUUCGGCACCGAGCCGGAGUUUAACCAUGCCAGCUACGCCCAGUCCAAAGGCCACAAGACCCCCUGGGGAAAGUGGAAUCUGAACCCGCAGCAGUUUUACACCAUGUUCCCUCACACCCCAGACAAUAGCUUCCUGGGCUUUGUGGUGGAGCAGCACCUGAACUCCAGCGACGUCCACCACAUCAACGAGAUCAAGAGGCAGAACCAGUCCCUCGUGUACGGCAAAGUGGACAACUUCUGGAAGAAUAAGAAGAUCUACCUGGACAUUAUUCACACAUACAUGGAAGUGCAUGCUACCGUUUAUGGCUCCAGCACGAAGAAUAUUCCCAGUUAUGUGAAAAACCAUGGUAUCCUCAGUGGGCGGGACCUGCAAUUUCUUCUCCGAGAAACCAAGUUGUUUGUGGGCCUUGGGUUCCCCUAUGAGGGCCCAGCUCCCCUGGAGGCCAUCGCAAAUGGAUGUGCUUUUCUGAAUCCCAAGUUCAACCCACCCAAAAGCAGCAAAAACACAGACUUUUUCAUUGGCAAGCCAACUUUGAGAGAGCUGACAUCUCAGCAUCCAUAUGCUGAAGUUUUCAUCGGCCGGCCCCACGUCUGGACUGUUGACCUUGACAAUCAGAAGGAAGUGGAGGAUGCAGUGAAAGCAAUUCUAAGUCAGAAGAUCGAGCCGUACAUGCCGUAUGAGUUCACAUGUGAGGGGGUGCUGCAGAGAAUCAACGCCUUCAUUGAGAAGCAGGACUUCUGCCACGGGCAGGUGAUGUGGCCGCCCCUCAGUGCCCUGCAGGUGAAGCUCGCUGGGCCAGGGCAGUCCUGCAAGCAGGUGUGCCAGGAGAACCAGCUCAUCUGUGAGCCAUCUUUCUUCCAGCACCUGAACAAGGACAAGGACCUGCUGAAGUACGAGGUGGUCUGCCAAAGCUCAGAGCUGGCCAAGGACAUCCUGGUGCCCUCCUUUGACCCCAAGAACAAGCACUGUGUGUUUCAAGGUGACCUCCUGCUGUUCAGCUGUGCCGGCGCCCACCCCAGGCACCGGAGGAUCUGCCCCUGCCGGGACUUCAUCAAGGGCCAGGUGGCUCUCUGCAAAGACUGUCUCUAGGGGCCACCAGCUGGCCCUGCACACACUGUGCUGGGAAGACAGCGGCUCCAGCCCCCUCCUGGCAGAGCCAGGGGGGCAGGUGUCAUUCAGGGACUCUCGCCAGAGCCUGAACUUUUUGGUGGAAGGUUUCGAUGUGGUAUCACUCCUGCUGUGGUCAGCACCUCACAGCGGCAUUUUCACCAAAACCAAAGGCGGGCAGACGGCAGGCCGGGAUCCUGGCUGCUCUUCCCCGCACAACUUUAUUUUUUGAGGAGCAACUGCAGGGAGAAUCCCUCAAUGCACUUGCUCCAGGGCAGAGCGUGAAUCUCAAGAUUCAUUUAAAACAAAACAAAACCAGGGGGGAACUGAGCUGGUUGGCAAGAACUUUGGGAACAUUCCUAAAUCCAUUAACUUAUUUAUUUGGGAGGGGGUGGGUGCCAGGGGAGGGCAGAGAGGAACUGAUCACAGGUCUUGUUUCUUUGAUUUCCCACUGCUUACCAUCCACCUUCACUGUAAUAGUUUUCUGUCCCCUUCAGGUGGGUGCAGGAGGGAGAGGCGGGGUGCACUGUGGGGACAUAGCUCCUCAAAGCAGGUGGUGGCAGAAGAGAAGAAAAUCUUGUGUGUGUGCUUGGUGGCAGCUACAGAACAGGCACCCCCAGAUGUGGGGGACAACCCAGCCAGGGAACGAAGUACAUGAUUGGGAAAUUGACAUCUGGUGGUUGGUGGUAAAUCCCGAAAGGCAGGACCAGGACCGAAAGAGCUACUACCCUUGGACUUAGUCAUGAUGUUUACCCCUUACAAGCGUUGUCUUUGAGCUGGGAGUGGACAAGUGAACUGGCCCCUGUGGCCUGGUGUCACCACUGGAGCUGGGAUCCAAACCUUGGGCUUGCAUUACAUUCCUUUGAAUGCCUGGGACCUCCUUAGCCCAGGGAAUGGGGCUCUGGGCAAACUUGAUGUUGGCUGGGGGAGCAGGGGCAGGGCAGGGUGAAAAUGAGUUGCUGUCCUGGCCGAUCACCUGUGGGGGUGGGGGUGGGGUGGCUCUCAGCCCAGGCACCAGUAUUCUGAGGGAUGAGCCCGUUGGUAGCUUGGCCUGGUCAGAGUCACUGGAACCCCCCCGCCCCCGCCCCCACUUCCAGGCCCUGCGCUCUGCUUUGUUGGGUUCCCCGCCCGCACCAGGCAGCUCAGUGCUUUGGGUGUGCGUUUCCUAGGAAGCCCUGGCAGCCCCACGCGGUAAGAGUGAGCCCUCUCCUCCCUCUUAGAGUCUCCCUGUAAUGAGUAGUUGGGGUCCACCCAGCCCUCGGUUGUGGCCCUAGCCUCCCAGCACCCUGCAUGCCCUCGGGCAGCCGCCCCGCCUCGGUUGGCAAAGAGUUGGCAAGAUGAGUGUCGGAUGGGCCUUUGAGAAGUGAGACUAAAGGAGGGACUGUUUCAGGAGGACAGAGGGAGUGCGGCGCCUUUAGGUGGGGAGUUAGAUUCUGCCUGCUUCUCAGUUCUUCCCUCCGCACAAAUAGCACCAAAUGCACAGCUGGCCAUUUUCACUUGGACUCUCAGUGUGUCUGAAUCCCAGCUCCAAUCCUAGAGAGCGGAGGGGGUAGGAGGGCAGCCAGGGCCUCCCCACCCCUCAGGUGACCCCUGAACACAUGUGCAAGGGAGAGUGCUGAUGGGGAGGCCGGCCCAGCAGCAAGGACACAAGAAAGGAACCUGGUAAUAGGAUGUGAGUGAGUGUGGGUGUGUGUUCUUUUAAGCUUUGCAAGGGCAGUUUCCUGCGGUAGGAGGGGCAACAACUGCCUUCCUUGCUGUUAGGAAUUGCUUUUCUCUGUGAAUGGUCCUCUUGGCCGCACCCUAAAUGGUGGGAAUUGGAUUGAGCUCCCAGGCCUACAAUUCCUGGGCCCGUGCUGCCCUCUCCUGGGCGCUUCUGGGAGCUCCCAAUGGUGAGGCUGUCAGUGCAGGCAUCCGACCAGCAGGGGGCGCCUGCGGGCCGAGACCUGUUUGCCAAGCUCAGACCCAUUUUGCGGAUAGCUGUUUAUUAAACCAGCACAGGGACUCAGAGAGCGUGGAAACUAGGAAGCUACAUUCUGUGGAAAGACUUGGUGCCUGCCUUGUAUUUCAGAAGCUUCUAGGAAUGAAUGCUUGCAGGCUGCCCAAGCUCAGGGCCUCCCCACCUUCCCACUCCUGUGUCAGGAGCCUCAGUUCAGGUGCCCAGCAGGGCACCUUCCCCAUUAGGUGCCUCAGCUUCUGCCAGCCCAGUGUUGGCUGAGGCGAGGCAGUUCCACGGGGAGAGAGAAGGGUCCGCUGCUCCUGGGGCACAAUGACUUACAUCCCAGUUGUUGAAGGCUGUAUCGACAGAGGCAGUGACACUGGACAGGUACUGGCUGCCACCCCCCACCACCCUAACUUGGCCCAAGUCAGGUCAGCAGUGGUCCACACCCAGUAGGGACUUGAUUCUUGCCUGCCUGGGGUGGAGGGCACCUCAGAGUGUGGGCGAUUUUUCCUGAUAGAGUCCUAAACCAACCUGUGGUUGGAGACACUUCCACACGGGCCUACGCCCGGACCCGUCUCCCUGGCUAUGAGCACACCUUACCUGGCCUGUACGUUUUUGUACAUUUCUUCCUAAGUGAAAUCUGGCGUUUUUCCCCCACUGUGAUCUUAAAUUCCUAAAAAAAUAAACUUGAGGGGAAACAUUUAUCUAAUUUAUUCAGAGAGAGAAAGGCUUCCUUUGAUAUGUAAAGACUUUCAGGAGUAAAAGCUCCUAAAGAGGAAACGCUGCUUUUAAUGUCAGUGGACCCCUCAUUUACUCCGCGUAUGUAAUUGGACUUGCACUUGAACAAAGGGAAAGGUUUUUUGCGUCUUUGCUUACGUUGGGUUUUUGUCACUGUGUAUAGUUUGCCUUUUUUGUGUUUGCUGUAUGUUUGGGAAUGUUGCGAAUGUUUGAUAUUUAUUGUUUCUCUGAGGUGCCUUUUCACUUUUCUUUGGGGUUGGUUUUGGAAUCUGGUGCAGACUCCUUCAGCUUGGAGACAGGACCUGUCCUUGUGUCACUGUGGACGCUCAGCUGGGCACCAGAAACGCCCUUCCAGCGCCCUCGGCCAGCACGUAUAUGCACAUUCACCCCCCUGAAGCAGUGAGAACCCCGAGAAGUGCUGGCUCCCUCCAGACGAGCGCACACCGUCCCAGGCCACUUGGUCACGUCUGGGCCGGGGACGGCUGCCUACCCCUAGGUCUGGGCUCCCCGCCACCAGGCACGUGGUGAGGUGUGGCAGGGCAGGUGCCAGCCCUGGCCGAGGGGUUGCACUGCAAAGAAACAGGGCCCGCUGAGCUCCUGAGUAGCACUGGCCCCCAGACACUUGAUCUGCUGGACAUCACGGAGGGGGAAGGAUAUGCACACCCUUUUGUUUCCUUAGUGAGCACGGGGUUUCAUCUGGGAGGAGGGCCCCUGCAUCGCCGGUAGCGCACGCGUGAAUGUGAGAGGUCGACUGAAACUGUGCUGUUCACAGGCGGGUGGUGUUUGUGGACCAGACCAAGGCAGGCCACCCACUCUCCAUGGUGGCUUACCUGGAUUGUGUGUGUCAUCAGGACAUGACCACCCCCUCCCCUGCCCCCAAACUCCUUGGUUUUUUAAAAGUCUAUUUUGCUAACGACAGGCUCUGUUAUACGUGUUGCUAGCCGAAGCCUGGACUGUUUUAUUUAUUUAAAAACACUUUAGUUUCCACGUUGCUUCAUUCCUCUUCCACCCAUCCCCAUGGGCCCACAAGCGCUUCCGUGUGAAGAGCUGAAGGGCACAGAGGCUCAGCUUCCUGCGGAAGGAAGAUGGGAUGUCCUGAAGCUGAGGGCCAGUCCCUCUCAUCCCUGUUGGCUUCAACCAGAAGUGGAAAGCCAAGUUUUUAUAGCAAACGGCCAAACUAGCUGUAGUCUCAGACACGGGGAAAAAAAUUACGUAGCUCUCUUAGCACUUAGGGGUUUUGUGAGGAUUCGGUGUUUAGCAGUGGCUGGCACAUAGUAGGCCCUAGUAAGUGUUAAAUGUUAUUAGCAUUUUACAAAAUUUGAGAAGAGCUGCACUCACCCCUUAUCAGUUGGUUCAAAAGUUGUACCUACAGGACACUAUUAUCCAAGGUUGAGGGACUGUUGUGGGAUUUACGGGGGAGCGCAUCCAAGUCCCGCGCCCACCCUGUGGCUGGAACGUUGCCGGAUCCCUGAAUGCACUAACUGAUUGGAAAACAUGCCUGGCUUCAGCCCCAGAUGAAACGAGGCUGCAGAAUUUGCACACGGGAAGUGGCAAGGGUGACCUUUGGCUCCAUGCUGGGCCUCACCCCAGUGAUGUCUCCUGGACCGUUCCAGAGUUUUUCCUUGGGGAGCUUUUUGAGCUAGAAAUUAAGGUGAAUUUUCCCAUUGACUGUACCCCUUAAAGUUAACUGUUCCUCUGAAACGCAGUAAGAGAGGCUUUUCUGUUUUCAAGGGGAAAGGAGCGACCGAUUGACCCUGCUAUCCCCUGCCGGCCAGGGCGGCUCCUCCACAGUCCAGUCCACAGGGGCCAGACUCCUGGGCGGGUUCGCUGUCAGGUGUUUGCACUGGCCCCGGGGCCAACGGCUAGCCCGGGGGACCCCAAGACUAUACCACCAUCCCGGUGGAGCCAGGGUGGUCCGGGGAGAGUAUCUUCAGAACCACUGCCAGAGCUGCUGGUGGUUCACUGAUUUUUUUCCUCGUCACCUAAAUAUCAGUUCACUUUUUUAUUGGGGUCCCAGCCUCUUGCUCCCCAAUUGGAGCUGCGUCUCCUUGCCUGUCUUGGUCCUCCUCUGGACAGAUGCACUGUGGAGUGUGGAGGAGUUUGCUGGAGCCCUGUGUCCGAGUUCCUGUUUUCUCGUCACCUGAAUCGGCAGCCCUAGACUUCUGCGGGUGUAAGACUGGGAUUCACCUUCUCCCAAGCAUCAUUCCUCUAUCCCUGAUUUGGGGAGCCUUGAGAUGAACUCCCCCAGUCGCCGGCAGCUGGUGAGACCUGGCAGAGGGACCACGGCCAGCGAGUGCUCAUAGGACGUCAGGUGUGUCUGGGGGCUUGCGGCACGCAGAGAACGUCAGCCAGGCUGGAGGCCUGAAUGCCUGGCUGGGACAGCGGCAUGGGAACCUGGGUAGUCUGCCACUUCUGCCCACGGGGAGACGGAGCAAAGUUGGGAAGCAUUUUGCUCACUGUCCUGCCCAGGUGUUAAUAGGACAACAGUGGAACAGUCGAUGCCAAAGGAGAUGGUGAUGUCCCUUCUACUGUAGUUGCUGUCACAACUUGAUGUCUCUAAGCUAAUGACCGUUCACAUCUGUGUCUUCAAACAGCACCUGGUUCACUCUGGGGUUUAGUGCAGGGUUCUGCCAACGAGGUGUCACUGUCCACACGUCCCAACGUACUGUACCUGCAUAGCGCACUGCUUUGUUUUCCACUGUUGUAGACAAAACUAGGGAGAACUUUAUUUUUCAAUAAACUUUUCUUGUGUGA
Molecule: messenger RNA, 7936 nt
Organism: Myotis davidii
Lineage: Eukaryota; Metazoa; Chordata; Mammalia; Chiroptera; Vespertilionidae
Gene: MGAT5
Product: mannosyl (alpha-1,6-)-glycoprotein beta-1,6-N-acetyl-glucosaminyltransferase
Exons: 18
Coding region: 262-2487 (741 amino acids)
Biological process (GO): protein N-linked glycosylation
Cellular component (GO): Golgi apparatus
Molecular function (GO): alpha-1,6-mannosylglycoprotein 6-beta-N-acetylglucosaminyltransferase activity
Source: RefSeq, a predicted model, not a curated record